Molecule: messenger RNA, 3526 nt
Organism: Acomys russatus (golden spiny mouse)
Lineage: Eukaryota; Metazoa; Chordata; Mammalia; Rodentia; Muridae
Gene: Arhgap26
Product: Rho GTPase activating protein 26
Exons: 23
Coding region: 349-2628 (759 amino acids)
Biological process (GO): signal transduction
Cellular component (GO): cytoplasm
Molecular function (GO): GTPase activator activity; protein binding
Source: RefSeq, a predicted model, not a curated record
GGACGCCGGCGGGGCGGCCGAGGCUUCUGUGAGAAGGCGCUCGAGGCUGCUCGAGGCUGCUGAGGAGAGAGCCCGCAGAGGAGGCGGGGAAGCGGUGGCCGCGUUCGUUCCCUUCCCGGCGCCGCCAAGGGUCCGCCACCGCACCUCCUGCUGGCGUGCCGCUCGGUGGCUCUCCGCUGGAGCACCCGCCGUCCGUCCGUGUCUCGGCUGCCGUCCAGAGUUUCCUGCUCCCGCUGACCCCGCGCGGGGCUAGCCGGCGCCACCCACACCUGUGGAUCGGCAGUCGUCGCGGGUGUCGGCCGAGCAGCGCGCGAGGCGCAUCCCUCUCAGCCCGGGUCCACGGGCAGCAUGGGGCUCCCGGCGCUCGAGUUCAGCGACUGCUGCCUCGACAGCCCGCACUUCCGAGAGACGCUCAAGUCACACGAAGCGGAGCUGGACAAGACCAACAAAUUCAUCAAGGAUCUCAUCAAGGACGGGAAGUCGCUCAUCAGCGCGCUCAAGAAUUUGUCUUCAGCAAAGCGGAAGUUCGCAGAUUCCUUAAAUGAAUUUAAAUUUCAGUGUAUAGGAGAUGCGGAAACAGAUGAUGAGAUGUGUAUAGCGAGAUCCUUGCAAGAAUUUGCCAGUGUUCUCAGGAAUCUUGAAGAUGAGCGGAGUCGCAUGAUUGAGAAUGCCAGCGACGUGCUUAUCACACCCUUGGAGAAGUUUCGGAAGGAACAGAUCGGGGCCGCCAGGGAAGCCAAAAAGAAGUAUGACAAAGAGACAGAGAAGUAUUGUGGCAUCUUAGAAAAGCAUUUGAAUUUGUCUUCCAAAAAGAAGGAAUCCCAGUUGCAGGAGGCAGACAGCCAAGUGGACCUGGUUCGGCAGCACUUUUAUGAAGUGUCCCUGGAGUAUGUCUUUAAGGUUCAAGAAGUCCAAGAGAGAAAGAUGUUUGAGUUUGUGGAGCCUCUACUGGCCUUCCUGCAAGGACUCUUCACUUUCUAUCACCAUGGUUACGAGCUGGCCAAGGAUUUUGGUGACUUUAAGACACAGUUGACCAUCAGCAUACAAAAUACAAGAAACCGCUUUGAAGGAACCAGGUCUGAAGUGGAAUCUCUGAUGAAGAAGAUGAAGGAAAACCCCCUUGAUCACAAGACCAUCAGCCCCUACACCAUGGAAGGGUACCUCUACGUGCAGGAGAAACGUCACUUUGGAACUUCUUGGGUGAAGCACUACUGCACAUACCAGCGGGAUUCCAAACAAAUCACCAUGGUUCCAUUUGACCAAAAGUCAGGAGGAAAGGGGGGAGAAGAUGAGUCUGUCACCCUCAAAUCCUGCACGCGGCGGAAGACGGACUCCAUCGAGAAGAGAUUCUGCUUUGAUGUGGAAGCAGUAGACAGGCCAGGGGUUAUCACCAUGCAGGCGUUGUCAGAGGAGGACCGUAGGCUCUGGAUGGAAGCCAUGGAUGGCCGGGAACCUGUCUACAACUCAAACAAAGACAGCCAGAGUGAAGGGAUGGCACAGUUGGACAGCAUCGGCUUCAGCAUAAUAAAGAAAUGCAUCCAUGCAGUGGAAACCAGAGGGAUCAAUGAACAAGGACUCUACCGAAUCGUGGGGGUCAACUCCAGAGUGCAGAAGCUGCUGAGUGUCUUGAUGGACCCCAAAGCGGCUUCUGAGACGGAAACUGAUAUCUGUGCCGAGUGGGAGAUAAAGACGGUCACUAGUGCUCUGAAGACCUACCUGAGAAUGCUUCCAGGACCACUCAUGAUGUACCAGUUUCAAAGAAGUUUCAUCAAAGCAGCAAAGCUUGAAAACCAGGAAACUCGAGUCUCUGAGAUCCAUAGCCUUGUUCAUCGGCUCCCGGAGAAGAAUCGGCAGAUGUUGCAGCUGCUCAUGAACCACCUGGCAAAUGUUGCUAGCAACCACAAGCAGAAUUUGAUGACUGUGGCAAACCUUGGGGUGGUGUUUGGACCCACCUUGCUGCGACCUCAGGAAGAAACAGUGGCAGCCAUCAUGGACAUCAAGUUUCAGAACAUCGUCAUCGAAAUCUUGAUAGAGAACCAUGAAAAGAUAUUCAACACCGUGCCUGAUGUGCCCCUCACAAACGCCCAGCUACACCUGUCCCGAAAGAAAAGCAGCGACUCCAAGCCUCCAUCGUGCAGUGAGAGGCCCCUGACGCUCUUCCAUGCUGUGCCAUCCACAGAAAAACAGGAGCAGAGGAACAGCAUCAUCAACUCCAGUUUGGAGUCAGUCUCCUCGAGUGCAAACAGCAUCCUUAAUUCCAGCAGCAGCCUGCAGCCCAAUAUGAAUUCUAGUGACCCAAGCCUGGAUGUGGUCAAGCCUACUCGGCCCAGUUCACUCCCCCCGAAUCCAAGCCCAACUUCACCCCUGUCGCCGUCAUGGCCCAUGUUCUCGGCGCCAUCCAGCCCUAUGCCCACCUCAUCCACGUCCAGCGACUCAUCCCCCAUCAGCACACCAUUCCGGAAGGCGAAGGCCUUGUACGCCUGCAAAGCUGAACAUGACUCUGAGCUCUCAUUCACAGCAGGCACCAUCUUCGACAAUGUUCAUCCAUCUCAGGAGCCUGGCUGGUUGGAGGGGACUCUGAAUGGAAAGACUGGCCUCAUCCCGGAGAACUACGUGGAGUUCCUCUAACCUGGAGCCCCAGCGGAGCUGCUCACCUUUAUGUGGUCUCCAUGACAACUGCUGAUUCUGGUGUGGUGGACCACUUUUCAUUGCCACUGAGAAAGCUGGGGGCCUGACUGCUGCUCCCUGCCAACACGAAUGUACCUGGGAACUUGUGUCACCUUUCUCCAUGAUCAUCUCAGCUGACAGCACGGUGGUGCUGCAAGAAUUGAAAGUCAAUCAGCAGGGAAGGCCAUUGGAUUUUGAUAACCCAGAGGAAGGCUUGCAAAGCUGUUCUCUCAUGAGUGCCCUAGAUAGAGAGCCCUGCUUUCAUGUCAACAGUCACCCCCAGGCUUCUGGGGAGAGGAAGCAGCAUGAGAGCAGUCCUCAGUUGGACAAGGCUGGGCAAAGAACCCGGCGCAAGAUGCAAGCUGCCUCUGUUGCUGUUGCUUACAGCAGACAUUCUUGUUCUCUCCUUCUUUCUCCCAGAGACACGGUGCUGAAAGCAGCUGGGCCUGUCUGUAAGCACACAGGAUGAAGGGGUUGCCGCACUGUUUAUAUAAGGUCCAAUCCCUCACCAUCUCUUGAGCAGCUGUUGGCCUAUAAUCAGCAGAAUUCAGUGCAGUCCUCUCACGCAAAGAAGCACACGCCCCUCACGUUCGCUGCCACUGAAGGCUUCCAUCACUGCCAUCACCUAGUAACCAUAGCAACCCAACCUACUCUAAGACGAAGCCAAAAAUAAUACUCCUCUUUGUUUGACACUCCUCCCUUUCCCAUGGUCUUCCAACGAUCUGAAGCAAAGGAUUAGACCAUUAGGGGCAGACAGGAUAGCAACAGGGGACUGUUCCUUCUCUGGUAAAUGUCAGCAUCCUCAGAAUACACCUGCAGCAAACUCUGGGGACCUGUUGAUACUGAAUCCUAUACUCGA